AUGGUUGGGACCAUACAGCCCCAUAAGGAUGCUUUGGUGGUAACACUGAGAAUUGGCGAGUACGAUGUCAGAAUGAUGAUGGUUGAUCAAGGUAACGCUGUGGAUAUAAUGUAUCCAGACUUGUACAAGGGGCUAGGUUUGAAGCCAAAGCCAAAGGACUUAACAACCUACAAUUCUCCUCUAGUAAGUUUUGAGGGAAGGAUGGUCGCUCUCAAAGGACUGAUCAGGCUGCCUGUGCAAGCAGGUACAGAUGUGGUGGAGGUGGACUUUAUUGUCGUAGAUGUUUUUUCUCCGUACACGGCUAUUAUGGGCAAACCUUGGCUUCACACCCUUAAAGCGGUCUCAUCUACUCUGCAUCAGAAGGUGAAGUACCCGUCCGGAGGCCAAGUGUUGGAAAUAGUAGGGAGUCAGGCGGCUGCUUGGCAAUGCCUAGUAGCGGCUAUACAGCGUCGGCCAGAAGCAGAAACCUCGGCUACGACCGACAAUGAGUUAUAG
Molecule: messenger RNA, 495 nt
Organism: Quercus robur (English oak)
Lineage: Eukaryota; Viridiplantae; Streptophyta; Magnoliopsida; Fagales; Fagaceae
Exons: 1
Coding region: 1-495 (164 amino acids)
Source: RefSeq, a predicted model, not a curated record